AUGUCCAUCUACAAGAGUGUGGUAAAUGACCACGGCACAUUCCGAGGCAUGUAUAGCUACUCUAAUGACACGUUGGAUGUAAUUGAGACCCCCAGCUUUGAAAAACCAGGCAGGUCCUCGUUAAGGAAAAUCUUAUUCUGUCUUUCUCCUCGCUCCAGACACCACCACCACCACCGUCUAUCCAGGUCUCCAGGAAUCCACAGAUUCAGAAUUUGGCUCAACAAUAAACCCAUCCUAGCUUUUCCACAACUAUCCACCGAAGACUCCAAGUCUACAGGCCAAGCGUCAGAUAGUUUCCAGUACGAACCGUUCCGAACCGUGCAAGAACAAAGACAGUCUAAAAACAGCCACCUGUUUACAUACAGCACCAGUUUAAGAAGCACGCUUCGACAAUGGAUUCAUCAAAAGAAGGGCCCUGUCCUCAAACAACCGGCUUCCAGCAAGGACUCGCAGGAUUCACAAAACGACCUAGAUCAUAAGAGCGACGGUUACUCUACGUCCACGUUAACUGAUUACGAUGACGACGCCAGCGAGGGCAAAAUCAAACGUUCCAAGGGAAGUAAGUCCAACUUGAACUUGACGGACUUCUACUCGCCUAACGUCCUGUUUGACGGUCCGACGGCCAUCAUACAGUAG
Kluyveromyces marxianus DMKU3-1042 is the source of this 636-nucleotide messenger RNA. RefSeq lists its product as uncharacterized. The record is from RefSeq and is a predicted model, not a curated record. Bases 1 to 636 code for a protein of 211 amino acids. The transcript has a single exon. NCBI's taxonomy places the organism in Eukaryota, Fungi, Ascomycota, Saccharomycetes, Saccharomycetales, Saccharomycetaceae.